Messenger RNA from Salvelinus fontinalis (brook trout), 1398 nucleotides. Its product is annotated as F-box/LRR-repeat protein 18-like. The transcript is spliced from 5 exons. The record is from RefSeq and is a predicted model, not a curated record. NCBI's taxonomy places the organism in Eukaryota, Metazoa, Chordata, Actinopteri, Salmoniformes, Salmonidae. Gene Ontology annotation, molecular function: protein binding. Bases 370 to 1260 code for a protein of 296 amino acids. Gene Ontology annotation, biological process: SCF-dependent proteasomal ubiquitin-dependent protein catabolic process.
CACAGAUGUCACAGCUUUCCAUCUCUAUGGGCAAGACAAGAUAGGACCUUUCCUCUUAAAGAGGAACUUGUUUACCAUAAUGAAAACAUUAUAAACUGCCAAUUGAGGUGCUACAGGAGAAGUCAAGUCAGUUAUGUAUUUUAUUAGCUAGAAUGAACCAUUUCAGAGUGAAAAUUACAUUCAUUUUUUUUUAUUGGGAAGACAACCCUCUCUGGGGGUUGGGGGAAGACUUUGUAGGUGCGGCUUCCGGAAAAUGUUCCGGGUGAAACGCAGCAAACUGACGAGCGUUUUACUUCCUGUAGUCCCAGCUGUCACAUGAAGCUAGUUGUCUGCUGUUAGACAUGCACUGAUUAAAAACACUCAAAAACUAUGACUUCGUCUGUAAACGGAAGAGUAUUGGAUGAAGAUAUGGACAAUCAAAUUGUACAGGCUGUGUGUGUAGAGGAUGGGAUAGGGGGGGUGUCGGGGUCGAUCGGGAUGUCAGACUUCUCCGAUGAGAUCUUGUUAAGUAUCCUGGUCUAUGUCUCCACCUCUGACCUUGUGAAUAACGUUUCCCGGACCUGCCGCAAGCUACACACGCUCUGCUAUGACAAGACACUGCUGACCACGGUCACACUGUCUGAAGAAUACACGGCAGAUGACGGCGCUAUUCGCCAGGUGCUGAAGCAUCUAUCCAAUCACGUGCAGUCCCUCAGCCUCAGCGGCUGCUAUUGGCUGUCGGGUUCUACCAUCGACCGUGUGAUUCGCUGUCGCUCCCUGGUGCGUCUGGACCUAUCAGGUUGUCGGGUGACCUCCCUGCGUCUGUCCCGUCUCCUCUCCUCCCUCCCCCUCCUCCGAUCUCUCUCUUUUGACGUGGCGCCCGGCUUCGAUUCCGCCCAGCUGAGUGGCGAGGCCCGUGAUUCGCUGUCUCGGCUGUCGGAGCUGAGACAGACGGUGUUGACGCCCAGUUACGGCGUUGUCCCCUGCUGCUCCGGCCUCUUCAGUCUACAGCUGCAGCUGGACAUACCUGACGUCACCAGGGAGGGUACCGGUAUGUCUUGCCAGUUGAUGAUGGGUCAGAGCAGUGUCCCUCACUACCAACAGUUGGAGGAGUUUACUGCCCGCCUGGCGCCUGGAGAGGUGAACCAGACUCUACUCCUCCUCUACCUCGCUGUGUUCAGGUGUGUGUGUGUUUGUAAUGUGUGUGUGUGUGUGUGUUUAGGUGAACCAGACUCUACUCCUCCUCUACCUCGCUGUGUUCAGGUGUGUGUGUGUUUGUAAUGUGUGUGUGUGUGUGUGUGUGUGUUUAGGUGAACCAGACUCUACUCCUCCUCUACCUCGCUGUGUUCAGGUGUGUGUGUUUGUAAUGUGUGUGUGUGUGUGUGUUUAGGUGAACCAGACUCUACUCCUCCUCUACCU